Messenger RNA from Priapulus caudatus, 1693 nucleotides. RefSeq names its product notchless protein homolog 1-like. Gene Ontology annotation, molecular function: protein binding. The coding region runs from base 154 to 1593 and encodes 479 amino acids. Lineage: Eukaryota; Metazoa; Priapulida; Priapulimorpha; Priapulimorphida; Priapulidae. The record is from RefSeq and is a predicted model, not a curated record. Gene Ontology annotation, cellular component: nucleolus. The transcript is spliced from 13 exons. Gene Ontology annotation, biological process: Notch signaling pathway; ribosomal large subunit assembly.
CACUGGCGAACAAUUGAACAAUCAAAAUAUGUCAGCUUACACGAGUUUACAUGUGUUUAGUUCAUAUCGUUCCUUGAGAUACCGAUAACCGCGUUAUAUAUAAAUAUAACAGAUUUGAUCUUUUGUUAGACGAUUCUUGUGGCAACAUUGGAGAUGGCAGUGGAGGGAGAGACCAAGCGCAUUUUGGCUCAGUUCAAGAGCGAAUCUGGGGAAGUCGUUGGUGCUCCAUUUGACCUUCCUGUCGAUAUCACACCAGAAAAACUGCAGCUGAUUUGCAAUGCUGUGCUUGAAAAGGAGGAAACUGUACCAUAUUCUUUCUUCACGAAAGAUAAGGAGAUCACUGAGAGCUUGGAGAAGACCUUAGCAACUGAAUAUCGCCUAGAAACAGAAAGCGUUUUGGAUAUCAUCUACCAACCACAAGCUGUUUUUAAAGUGAAAGCUGUCACCAGAUGUACAAGCACCAUAGAGGGGCAUGCUGAGGCGGUGAUAUCUGUGUUGUUCAGCCCAAGUGGAAGUAAUCUGGCAAGUGGUUCGGGAGAUACAACUGUACGAUUUUGGGAUGUGAAUACAGAAACACCCCACUACACCUGUAAAGGCCACAAGCACUGGGUGUUGAGCAUUGCAUGGUCACCAGAUGGAAAGAAGCUAGCGUCAGGGUGCCGAAAUAGCCAGAUCAUUGUGUGGGAUCCGGCCACUGGCAAGCAACUUGGCAAGACGAUGAAAGGUCACAAACAGUGGAUCACAUGGUUAUGCUGGGAGCCAAUGCAUCUCAACCCAGAGUGUAGGAAGUUGGCCAGUGCGUCCAAGGAUAUGACCGUGAGGAUCUGGGACACUGUCCUUGGUCACUGUUUGAUUUCAAUGUCCAGUCACCUGCAAAGUGUCACUAGUAUCAGAUGGGGUGGCACAGGACUCAUCUAUUCUGCCUCACAAGAUCGCACCAUCAAAGUAUGGAGGGCUGACGAUGGGGUAAUGUGUCGUACACUACAAGGUCAUGGACACUGGGUGAAUACUCUGGCAUUGAACACGGACUAUGCGAUCAGAACAGGGGCCUUCGACCCUGCAGAAGCACAGGUUGUGCCGCAGUCAAUCACGGGGUCGCUGGAAGAGCUAGCAGAAAGAGCACGCGCUCGAUACAACGCGGCAAAGGGUGAUGGCCCAGAACGACUGGUCUCUGGUUCAGACGACUUCACGAUGUUCCUGUGGCAUCCGGAGGUCGAGAAUAAGUCGGUGGUGAGAUUAACCGGACACCAGCAGCUGAUAAAUGAUGUGAAGUUCUCGCCAGACGGUCGUCUCAUCGCCAGCGCUUCCUUUGACAAAUCCGUGAAGCUGUGGGACGGAAAAACUGGAAAGUUCCUGUCGACUCUGCGAGGACAUGUUAAAGCUGUCUACCAGGUGGCGUGGUCGGCCGACUGCCGCCUGCUGUGCAGCGGGAGUGCCGACUCAACGCUGAAGGUGUGGGACGUACGCGCCAAGGCAUUGCUGAACGAUCUGCCUGGUCACGCCGAUGAGGUGUAUGCAGUUGACUGGAGCCCAGAUGGACAAAAGGUGGUCAGUGGUGGGAAGGAUAAGGUGCUGAAAAUAUGGCGACGGUAGGUCUGGCUGUGGAAGUUGGUCAGCAGAAGUUACAUCGAGGCAAGGCGUGUUUAUAUGUAUAAAUAUAUGUAAAAUAAAUUUCCUUUUAAUUGGAUUUUUA